AUUCAUGUCCAUUUAAUUUUUCAUGUGAAGUAUAUCCCUAGGGAAAAAUAAUUUCUUCACAUUUACAAUGAAGCAAUCCACUCUAUUCCUGUUCCUAUUCCUAUUCCCCCUCGUUCAUGCUCUUUCUUACGAAGCUGCUUAUAUUAGAGAUGGCCUCAAAUCCUAUUCCCAGCUUGAUCUCCCUCACUCCGUUUUUGGUUCUGAAAGUGUAGCCUUCGAUUGCCAUGGGAAAGGACCAUAUGUUGGAGUGUCUGAUGGUAGAAUUCUCAAGUGGCAAGAGACAAAGAGAGAGUGGAUUGACUUUGCAGUUACCUCGCCACACAGGAACAAGAAAUUAUGCGACGGGUUACAAAAUGACAAGAUGGAAUCAAUGUGUGGAAGACCCUUAGGCCUCAAAUUCAACACUGUAACUUGUGAACUGUACAUUGCCGAUGCAUACUUUGGGCUUCUGGUGGUAGGACCAAGUGGUGGUGUGGCAAAGCAAUUAGCCACUUCUGCUGAAGGGGUCCCAUUUAGGUUCACAAAUGCCUUGGACAUCGACACCAAAACUGGUGAAGUAUAUUUCACAGAUAGCAGCAUCUUGUUCCAAAGAAGGGUAUACAUAUCAAUAAUUCUGAGCGGGGAUAGAACUGGAAGGUUACUAAAAUACGUUCCAAGUACCCAAAGUGUACAUGUUUUGGUCAAAGGUUUAGCGUUCCCUAACGGUGUGGCACUUAGCAAGGACAAUUCCUUCAUUCUAGUAGCAGAAUCAACCACUUUUAAAAUUCUCAAGAUUCAACUUAGAGACUCCAAGACCAACAACAACAACAAUAUAGAGCCUUUUGCUCAGGUUCCACGCUCCCCAGAUAACAUAAAGAGGAACAACAAAGGAGAAUUUUGGGUGGCACAGAACAGUGGCAGGGGAUUGAUUCAGAAAUUGGGAAAUGAAAUUGAAACCACACUUCCUUGGAAUGCAGAUCCUGUGGCAAUUAAAUUUGAUGAAAAGGGGAGGGCCAUUGUGGUAUUAGAUGGAGAAUAUGGAAGACAAUUGGACUCUGUUAGUGAAGUGGAAGAACAUGAAGGAAGUUUGUGGAUAGGCUCUGCUGUGCAACCAUUCAUUGGUCUUAUAAAAGCUUAGGCCUUUAUUUACGUGUUUGUGGAAAAAUUAUUAAGUGGUCCUCAAUCACUACCUUAUUCAUGGUGUUAGCAGAUUUUUAUAUGACACAUAAUUAAGUAUGUGUCACGUAAAAAUUAGUUAAGACUAUAGAUAAGUAAUGAUUUAAAAUUACCUAAUAAUUUUUCGUGUUUGUGUGUUUUAUUUUCAGGUCAAAUUUUAAAAUCCAAAUUCCAAAAUAAAAUGUAUUUUGGAUAAAAUAAGGUUGGGUUAGUUUUCUUUAUCUGAUGUUAAAAGACUUUUCUUCUGAUUUUAAGAAUAAUAAAAAAUGGUAUUCUCAUUCUUAAUUUUA
This is a messenger RNA of Glycine soja, 1445 nucleotides long. RefSeq names its product protein STRICTOSIDINE SYNTHASE-LIKE 10-like. Bases 68 to 1117 code for a protein of 349 amino acids. The record is from RefSeq and is a predicted model, not a curated record. Lineage: Eukaryota; Viridiplantae; Streptophyta; Magnoliopsida; Fabales; Fabaceae. Gene Ontology annotation, molecular function: strictosidine synthase activity. The transcript is spliced from 3 exons. Gene Ontology annotation, biological process: biosynthetic process.